AUGGGGAACCGGGAGAUGGAGGAGCUGAUCCCUCUGGUGAACCGUCUGCAGGACGCCUUCUCGGCGCUGGGACAGAGCUGCCUGCUGGAGCUGCCGCAGAUCGCCGUGGUGGGCGGCCAGAGCGCGGGCAAGAGCUCGGUGCUCGAGAACUUCGUGGGCAGGGACUUUCUCCCUCGAGGGUCGGGCAUCGUAACCAGACGGCCUCUUGUGCUGCAGCUUGUUACUUCCAAAGCAGAAUAUGCUGAAUUUCUACAUUGCAAAGGAAAAAAAUUUACAGAUUUUGAUGAAGUUCGCCAUGAGAUUGAAGCAGAAACAGAUCGAGUGACUGGAAUGAAUAAAGGAAUUUCUUCCAUACCCAUUAAUUUACGAGUCUAUUCUCCACAUGUGUUAAAUCUCACACUUAUCGACCUACCUGGAAUUACUAAAGUGCCCGUGGGAGAUCAGCCACCAGAUAUUGAGUAUCAGAUCAGAGAAAUGAUUAUGCAGUUCAUCACACGGGAGAACUGUCUGAUUUUGGCUGUUACCCCAGCCAACACCGAUCUUGCAAACUCAGAUGCAUUGAAGCUAGCUAAAGAAGUUGAUCCUCAAGGUUUAAGAACCAUUGGAGUCAUCACCAAAUUGGAUCUUAUGGAUGAAGGAACAGAUGCCAGGGAUGUUCUAGAGAACAAGCUGCUGCCUCUUCGCAGGGGUUAUGUGGGGGUGGUAAACAGAAGCCAGAAGGAUAUAGAUGGGAAGAAGGACAUAAAGGCUGCCAUGUUGGCCGAAAGGAAAUUUUUUCUCUCACACCCGGCUUACAGACAUAUUGCUGAUCGGAUGGGGACCCCACACCUGCAGAAGGUCCUUAAUCAGCAACUUACCAACCACAUUCGAGAUACCCUGCCGAACUUCAGGAGCAAACUACAAGGACAGUUGCUCUCCAUAGAGCAUGAAGUGGAAGCCUACAAAAACUUCAAGCCAGAAGACCCCACCAGGAAGACCAAGGCGUUGCUGCAGAUGGUUCAGCAAUUUGCUGUGGACUUCGAGAAGAGAAUUGAAGGGUCAGGGGAUCAAGUAGAUACCCUAGAGCUCUCAGGAGGGGCUAAAAUCAAUCGUAUAUUCCAUGAACGCUUUCCUUUUGAGAUAGUAAAGAUGGAGUUCAAUGAGAAAGAAUUGCGAAGAGAAAUAAGCUAUGCAAUCAAAAACAUACAUGGUAUCAGGACAGGGUUGUUUACUCCAGAUAUGGCAUUUGAAGCAAUAGUCAAAAAGCAAAUUGUAAAGCUGAAAGGACCCUCCUUGAAGAGUGUAGACCUGGUUAUACAAGAAUUAAUCAACACUGUCAAGAAGUGUACCAAAAAACUGGCAAACUUCCCCCGACUCUGUGAGGAAACAGAAAGGAUUGUUGCCAACCACAUUCGUGAACGAGAAGGGAAGACAAAGGACCAGGUACUGCUAUUGAUUGACAUCCAAGUUUCCUACAUCAACACCAACCACGAAGAUUUCAUUGGGUUUGCAAAUGCUCAGCAGAGGAGCAGUCAGGUUCACAAGAAAAACACAAUUGGAAAUCAGGGAACCAAUCUUCCGCCUUCAAGGCAAAUUGUGAUUCGCAAGGGGUGGCUAACCAUCAGCAACAUCGGCAUCAUGAAAGGAGGCUCCAAGGGAUACUGGUUUGUCCUUACCGCUGAAAGCUUGUCCUGGUACAAAGAUGAUGAGGAAAAAGAAAAGAAGUAUAUGCUGCCCUUGGACAACCUGAAAGUUCGAGAUGUGGAAAAGAGCUUUAUGUCUAGCAAGCACAUCUUUGCACUUUUUAAUACAGAGCAAAGGAAUGUAUACAAAGACUAUCGUUUCCUUGAGCUGGCCUGUGACUCACAGGAGGAUGUAGACAGCUGGAAGGCAUCUCUACUAAGAGCUGGGGUUUAUCCUGAUAAAUCUUCAGGGAACAACAAAACUGAAAAUGAUGAGAAUGGCCAAGCAGAAAACUUUUCCAUGGACCCACAAUUGGAGAGGCAAGUGGAGACCAUUCGCAACCUCGUAGACUCCUACAUGUCUAUCAUCAACAAAUGUAUUCGAGAUCUAAUUCCAAAAACAAUAAUGCACCUUAUGAUCAAUAAUGUUAAAGAUUUCAUAAAUUCAGAGCUCCUAGCCCAGUUAUAUUCUUCAGAGGACCAAAAUACCCUGAUGGAGGAGUCUGCCGAGCAGGCCCAGCGCCGGGAUGAGAUGCUGCGGAUGUACCAGGCCCUUAAAGAAGCCCUUGGGAUCAUUGGUGACAUCAGCACAGCCACCACGUUCACCCCUGCACCGCCUCCUGUGGAUGACUCCUGGAUACAGCGUUCCCGCAGGUCCCCCCCUCCAAGCCCCACCACCCAGAGGCGGCCGACCCUGAGCACUCCCCUCACGCGGCCAGCCUCCAGCCGAGGGCCCGCACCCGCCAUCCCUUCUCCCGGACCGCACUCGGGGGCGCCCCCGGUGCCCUUCAGGCCCGGCCCGCUACCCCCUUUUCCCAGCAGCAGCAGCAGCGACUGGUUCGGAGCACCCCCACAAGUUCCGUCCCGGCCCACGAGGGCCCCGCCCAGCGUCCCCAGGUUUGGUGCCAUGAAGGGUGAAGCCGCUGAGUCUUGAAGUCGUGGGUUCAGGGCACAUGGACAAUUAAGUGGCUUUUGUGACUAGCCUGUGUGUCUGAGUCUCCCGAAAUCAUGUCCUGGAAACAUCUGACUUACUCCCUCCUCAAGAGCCCUCUGAACGUGUGACUUCCUUUAGCAACUGAGUGUCAUUUGGACGCAUGAUGAAUUCGUCUUGUGAUUUCUGAUUUCAGCCAUGAGUUUUUAAUUUUCCUCACUGUCCUUCCCCUUUAAAAAACAAAUAAAUUAUGAUUAGGUAUUCUGAUUUUUCAGGGAAACAGUUUUUAUUUUUAGCAACUGGAUUUAAAAGUCAAGCAAAGAAUUUUUUUUUUUUAAGUCUAAAGGCCAAGAAUGGAAACAACUUCAAGGUGUUCUUUCUGAUUCUUAGCAUUUAAGGCAUUUUGUGAGGCUGCUGUGUUAUAACAUUUGUUACUGAAAUCCCAAAUGUAAUUAAUAAUUUGUUGCAGGUUCAACGUGAGUUGAAAAUAUGACGCUUCAUAUAUUUUAAUGAAAAUAGAAAUUUGGCCAUAAACUGUGCACUAAAGAAAAUAUUCAAUUUAAUUUAAGCCCCUCGGUUAAAUAUGCCAUCAAAAUCAUUCGAAUUCCACAAUGGUUCUGGUUGUAACAUAAUAUUUCACUGAGGUGAAUCGAUGGUUAAUGACAAGGUUUUUCAUUCUUCAGUCUUGGUUUCAGUCUGGUUUAAGUGAAGGUAAAAUUAGCCUGGUGGUUUCCUUCUUGGGUCUAGCGAACUAGAGUCUACUUUACACAAACAUCUUCAUCCUGCCACAGUAUGGAAUGACUGGCAGUCUGUUUAGGGGAGGCCCAGGAACAGAACUGCAAGUGUUCUGAAGGUCAGAAUCGGGGACUUUCGCAGAUGCAUCAAGGUAGACUUCAGAUUGCCUUUCUGUUUUCAGUGUAUCCCUGAUCUUCCUAUUCCAAAUAUCCGAGGCUGUAGGAGGAUAGAAGAGAAAGGAAAAUAAGAAAGGAUCUACACGAGACAAAGUACAAGCAACAGAAAUGCAGCCAGGCGGUGGGCAGCCGUAAAUGUAACAGGAUGCCGCUGUUAGCCCAGUGGUAACUGGCAGUGAGUGAAGCAAAUACAACUGCUUCCACGUCCCAUGACAAAUAAUAGCAAAUAGCUCUGUCAUUGUUCUCUCUGGGGUUUGAAACUGCUACGCUUCAGCCAUUGCAGGGAAAGCCUUUCUGAGUUUCAGGAUCCCCAGCCCUGCCCUGGGUCUCACCUGAUUGAUGGAGGAAGACAGCCAAGACGGGAGUCUGGCACGGGAACCACUGACCAGUGAAAAAUGCACAGUAAAUGAUUAUUAUUCUUCCUGUGGCCAGUCAGCAGCAAACUGUCACCAGUUGGAAUCUGCUGAAUGUUCCUAUAUACAAGUUGAUGUCAGCUCAAAAAGGAAAAGAAAGGAAAAGCAAAGAGAAUCGAAUCUCGCCCAGUGUAAGCAGACACACACGAGCUAGACCUUCUCUUUCCUCACUGCCCUCCUUUGUCUCUUUCGCUGUAAGAAAAGAAUGAUUUUACAGGGAAAACCUUCCCAGGAGGACAACUAUGGUUAGAUGGCAUGUUUUUCAGUGACUUCAGAGAUUCACAGCACAACAUGAUUCGUGGCUCCUUCACCUCUAAAUUUUAUCCAAGCACCGCGCUCCGACAAGGAGCUGCUGGGCGCUUCUUCUUUCCCUCUGAUUUAUCAGCUACUGUGAACGAUUAGAAGCGAAGUUUAGCUUGCUGGCGUUGCUGCGGCCGAUAAACAGCCAGGAAAUUAAACAUGAAAUUGUAAAUGCUGCGUCUUUCGCUCAGAACGUGCCCUAAAUGCUUACCUCCAGCAAUAUGAGAAAGGAGAGGAGGAUUUAGCUGAGGGUUGGAUGGCUUUUGUCUGCUUGUCAUAACUUUAUUGCUGCUUGAACACAGAAUUUGUAAAUGCCCAGCAUUAAAAUCCUUUAGCUUGCUUGAGCCAACAUAUUGUAGCCAUUGUCUGGGGGAACCUCUGAGUCUAAACACAUAUUUACACCCUUUAGUUGCCAAAUGAAAUCCAUCUGGCUUAUUUAAUGCUGUUGCCAAAAGAAUAUUAUACUUUUGGCCUGGCCCAUAUUUUUAAGUGCAGGGGAAGGGGGAUGGCGUUGGAAGGGCAUUGGGUUUGAGAGACUCUGCAGGUGUCUUGACGCCACAUUACCAGAUGAAAGUUUAGAUCACUUGGCAACUCUGAUCGAAACUAGAAGAAUUCCCACCUAGGGCAAGGUCGGAAGCACAAGGAACUCGGGCAGCCUCAUCACGGUGUGGUGCUCUCGUUUCCUUUUGGCUGCUUUUCAGGCAUCAGAGCCACAUGAUAGUCAAAAACCACAACUAGCAAGUGCUCUAAUUUCUGGAAUUAUUUUUUUAACGAUUCCCAUAAACACUAGGAAAUGUCCAUUCCUGUGUCCCAGCCAAAAUUACCAGCUCACAUGAACUGUAGAAAGAACAUGUUCCAUCCAAGGAUCAGAAAAAAUGGUAAAUCAAAGUGGCCGAUAACAAAAUUCUCCUUCACUCAUCGUCAGUGGCCAGGCUGGGCCUUCUUGACUUCAGUUGCCCAGACACAAGGAAAGUUCCAGAUCUUCAUAGGGUCGACAUUUUCCCCCACUGGGAUUCGUUUAAACGCUGAAAAAUAGGGAACCCAGUAAAUGUGCAAGUUAAUAUAAAAUGUACAAAUAAGCUCCAUUCCGUCCCUGCUUUGCUUGUGGAAGGGCUGAAGAGCCCACGGACAGGGGGAGUGACGCGAAGGCCUGGCUGAGCACAAACUAGACGCACCGCCACACGAACGCCCCCAGCUUCUGUGGCCGUUUCGAGAACCAAGAACAAGUGAGAAGUGUGAGGUGAAGGCCUUGGGUGGUUUUGAAUAUGAUCUGGGAAAUGAUGUUAUUUUACAAUCAAAUAUACCAGUUGCCUCUACCAUGUAAAUAUUACCUGUUUUCAGUUUCAGAUUUCCAUGAGGCAGCACUAUCUACGUUUAUCUGGGUCAGUAUAUAUCACAUGGAUCUAGAAUGAGACCUCUUAUGACGGUAGAUGAGAAAGACUUUCAAAGGUGUUUUGCAGCCCAGAAAGUCUAAAAUGAGAUUAUUUCGCUGGGGAGCAGAUAUUUAUAUACAAUAUAUUCUGUACCGUGUGUAUUUUUUUAAGUUUAUAUUAGGAUUGUUCUCAAAGCCAGUUUUAAGAGUGAAUGAAAUUUUUCCCUCAAAUAAAUGUACCCAUAGCAUCACACUCAUGGGACUUUGCUAGAAAGUCUAUACACUGCUCCACCUUUAGACCACCAUUCACAGAGGAAAAGCCAUAAAACCUGAGGAAAACGUCUACUUAUUUUCAAAACAACUAGGAUCUCUUUGCUUCUUGGUAGUAUUGGAAAAUAUUUUAAUAACUAAAGUAAUAAAACUUCAUGUGAGGCAAAAUUCUACCUUAAUUACUGCCUUUUGGGGUGGAAAAUUAAGGAAACAUUAGUAAAUGUGUUAACUAGAGAAACCACUGCAGUAAUUUCCCUCCACAUAUCUGGGUCUAAAGUCAAAAUAAAAUCCAUGCUACACAUAUUAUUUGAAAGAAAGCAAACUUGUUGUUUUAGCUCGACAAUAGUAGUAAUCGGAGCAUUCAGGACUGAAAUUAAUGGACCCCAGAAAUCCCUGUGACUCGUCAUCAGACUUUGAUUAACUUACUUAAAUGCCCUAUAGUUCAGUUUAGGAAUCUGUAGUGAGGGAUGUUGAUAUGUUGCUUGAUUUAAUAUUUCGAACACUAUAAAUUACCCCAUUACCAUCUUAAUACUUGAAAAUUAAGUAAGUAUAUUGAAAACUAAUUUUAAAGCACAGUAUCUUCGAAUAAACAUGUUGAAAUAGUGUUUUCCCCUGUACUUAAAACGUUGGUGUGUGAUUGACUACACCUUAUAAAUUUCCUUCUUUUAUACUAUGCUUGUCUCCUCCAACCCAGGACCUCUUCUCCAUAUGUAGCUAUUCAACAUAUGUUGUCACUCACAACCCUCUAGGUGAUGGGGCACUCAUGCCAAUAGCCAUUGUUACCGUGUUGUUCCAAAGUCCCCUUCCCUGUUGAGCAAGAAGAAAAUACUCUCAAGGGCCACAAGGAGUCUUUGCAAUUUAUACUUUCAUAAUCUCCGUAGACUGUUCAGCUUUCAGUUAAAAUGUUAUGAUUUUGACCAUUAAAGUUUGCUUUUCUAUUCUUUCCCUAUGGUUUUCAUGCUACUUACUAAAGGUGCAUUUUGAGAUGUAAAAAUUUGUAGCCAGGAUACUGAAGGUAGCACUGUCUCCAGCAAUAUUAAAUCGGAAAAGCCAUGUUUGAGAACAUUUCUCUCUGCUGCAUUCUCCCUGCGCUCUUGCUUUGGGCCCCAGUCCUGAGUCCCCUUGUCUCUCAGGUGGGCCCUCCGUCCAAUUAUACAGGAAGGUCUUCCUUAGUUACUUAUGGCGGACACCUGCCUUCGAGCGGUGUUUGGCAGGCCAGCAGGAUGAGGUAAUAAUCAGAAGAAAAUGUUCUGGUUCUUUGGCCUCAUCCACGUACAACAUUAUCCAAAACAGUCUUGUGUGAGUGAGAGCAGGGUGGCUUUGAGAUCCCUUGGUCUAACAUUCUGUAGGAGUGUGGGGGACACAACUUUUUGAUCCCUUCUAAGAUAAUGGAAAUAUAAAUGAUGUCUGCCUUUGCCUGUCCUUUCAGUGAUGUUUACAGACGGACAUAUGUAGAAAUAUGAGCCUUUCACUGGUAAACAUUUUGGCUUGACUUUCUCCGGGGCAAGCCGUCUUCUCAAGCACAGCCCCCACAGUCAUUACAGCAGAGUUUUCCUAAAAGCAUAUUUUGUGAACUCUUUCUCCAGGAUGAUGGCAGUUUUCGUAAGAAGAUGCCUAAAAGACAUAUGGUUUUCAUAGAUUUUUCCGUCUAGACUAGCUUUAUUUAGUGACUUUUGGUCUGAAUUGGUCUAGUUAAAAUUUCUGUAGAACCUUGUAUAAAAAUUUAAAAUGUGGGCAUACUAUUAAGGUGUAAAACAAAAAGUUUGACAUCUUAUUGGCAAUAGAUUAAAAGGGAUUGGUUGAAAGUUUCCUUCAGGUUAAGUAAUUCUGACCAUCCCGUAUGCCCACUCGUCCGUCCCGCUCCCACAACACUGUCCAAAAUGGAAAGGCUUACCCCCCAAACCCUAUAACUGUUAAAUUCAUAUACUUCUCACUGUUUUCCUGAGUAAAUUCUUUGUGUUCCAGUUGAUGUGUGUGUGUGUGUGUGUGUGUGUGUGUGUGUGUGUGUGUUUUAGAAAGCUGUAAUUCUUUCUGCAGACUCUUUACAUGGCCCAGGGGACAUAUGAUUCCUUGCCCUUUUAGCACCAGUUUUUACAAACGCAGCAUUUCCCUCAUUUUAAGAAAGGGCCCAUGAAGCCACUGAGUGAAGGAGACGCAACAUUUGGGAGUGUUUGUAGUACCGUCCACCACUGAUAAAAAUUCCAUUUUUAAAUGCAGUGUUUGCGACGCAUGUAGAAACAGUAGGGCACUUUGAGAGGAAAAGACUGACUUCCAGACUUGCCUAGAAAUCGGCCUUUUGCUCCCUCUUUUAUAAGAGCUGACACCACAGAUCCAGUCUGAGGUUAGCUGCAUCCGGACAAGGAGACUCCUGCAAGGGGGGAAAUGGUGGCCCUUUAGCCCCCCCCAGGAGCAUGCCCCGACUGCGCGAGGAGCAUUUAAUGGGACCUAGUCACAUGUUUGUUCACUGACACGGCAGCUUGCAAGGCACAACCGCCUCUCUGUUGGCCUCUGUUUGCUUUCAACGGUUUUGUUUUUAAAUUUUGAGCUCUAAGGCAGGUUAGAGCUCCUCCUGCUGGAUUUUUUUCUUUUCUUUUCUUUUCAAUCACUGGGAUUGUAAUAAGUAAAUGGUAACUCUUUGUCUCCAUUUUUGCCACUUGGACGGGUAGAAGUAAGUGGCCAGAAAAAUAUCACGUGGUACAUUUAAAACGGGCCUUUGAAUUAACCAGGUAUCACGGUCAGGUGAGAGGAAACAUCGCUGCAACAUUAAUCUUCUCUAAGUCUUCAGAUAACUCGUGCUCCGUUUUUUUUUUGUUGUUGUUGUUGUUGUUGUUGUUGUUACUAAAAUAAAAGGAAUUGGAAAGUUAACUUUUCCAUCGAUAUUUCUAGUUCCAUCUUUGCCCUGUCUGAGGUGAGGCCCCAAGUCAGAGACUCAUGCCUGCAAGGUUCCUGCUCUCUAUCGGAGAGGGACAAAAAGUCUCUUCUGUCUUUCCAAACCAGAGGUGAAUGUUGCAGUUCUAUAUAGAGAUUCGAAGUGUCGCCUGAAAUGUUCCUCCCCAUCCUUGCUUCUUUUUCUUCUUCUCACGGACUUGAGAUGACAAAGGAAUGUGCAUCUCAGAAGUGGACGUUUGCCUCUCCCAGUAGCUGGUUCUUAGCACCUCCUUCCCAACCUCUCCUCCUUCCCCCAAAUGGCGGCGUUGGCCAACCCCUUCCCCUGGUGCCUGGAGUGGGAAUGAGGGGAAGGGCAGGGAGAAGAGGACAGAAGAAGAUGAAGAGGGUUAGAAAUAGUUGUGCCCCAGCGGCAUCAAUGGGACUAGGUUUCUACAUCAUGUAAGUUCUUGGAGAUCUCUUUGGGGAUUUCUCACGAGAGAGAGGGAGAGAGAGAAGGGAGGGAGGAAGGGUGAAAAGAGAGAGAGAGAGAGAAAGGGAGAGAAAUGGGGAAAAAAAUCAUCAGAAGGGACACUGCCUAAUUUCAUUCAGUAGCCAUGUGCACGGAAAGCUCUUUUCAAGCCACAUGUUUUCUCUCUCUACAGUUUUCUCACCACCGUAUUCCUCUUCCCUUCUGCUGGUUUGCCUAUCUUUUUGUCCUUCCCUCCACCCAGCUUAUCUGUUGUCAAUGAUACAGUACAGAGGCUACAACACUUUUUAAAAUCUCAAAAGCAAUGCUUUUUAGGAAUCAUAUUUUAAUAUAACCCCAAACCCUGUAAGUGAUCUGUUUUAUGAAUUAGGACUCAGAGCAAAACAAAUAAUUUUGACACGUGUUAAAGAACAAGACAACACCUGGUUUCUCAAACGGACAGUGCUUUUUCUAGCUUUCUUUCCUUCACAUAUACUAGCUCCUGUUUCUGGACUGCCAGUCCCCUGAACUUCCCUGGUUUUCUGGAAGUCCUGCUAACCCUUUCCAUCCCAGGGGCCGCUGAAGCUGAGGCACCGUCCCGUUACACCACGUAUCCCACCGCUGGCAUGGUUUACUUGUCUCUCUCCCCAUCUCCAGUGGAAACUCCUGGGCAGUGAUCACGUCUGUACAUCUGACUCCUAAUCCAGCACAUAGCACGUAAACAGGGCUUAUUGAGGGAAUGAAAGAAGACAAAAUGAGUUGAUGUGCAGCGCUGAAUCAAAAUUUAUUUUGGAAUUAGCCCAAUAUUUGGUGUGCUUGAAGAAACAAUUUAAACACAAACACUUCCUCUCUUGUUCUGUUCUACCGAGAAGCUUGCCUGGCUGAACGCUGUUGUAAAAUUCGUUUUUACACAUCACAGACUGAGCAGAGUUAAUGUGGGCAAAUCAUCCUUCAGGCUGCUUUUUUGGGGCAGCCACAGAAGUGGGUAUGUCUGUACCAUCCCUCUGAACAAAAUCCAAGUCAGAUAUUUAAGAUUAUGUAAAGAAAAUGUGGCAAGGGAGAUUAUAUUACCUUUUAGCUCAGAGACUAAUUUAUACAGGAUAUUAGAUGUUUAUAUCAUCAAAUAACAAUUGUGGACUAUCUUCCCCCUUAUGUUCUUGCUUUAGAUUCUAUCAAUUGAUUCAUACUUUCCCAAUGACAUAUGUUAUAAAAUCAUGGGUUCAUUUUCACAGGGGAAAGAAAUGCUGGCUCUAACAUGUAGCACGAAUCAUAUUAGAGAAUUCUUUAGACCAUUUAAGUGGACUCCAAGUCCUAUGUUCUUUCCAACAUCUACUGUAAACUAUUCUUGGACAGUAUUGGCUCAUUUUGUUACUAAAGCUGAAAAGGCCAAAAAUAUGCUGGAGAGCAGCCUAUAGUAUUUUUAAUAAUAACUCACAAACUAUUAUCUUCCAUGUGGACAAUAUCCUGACCGCUGUAGCAUUUUUUAAAACUUAGCCUCAUAACUUGUAGAUAUGUAAAAUCUGUCUUGUUAAUAAAUGCUCCAAAUAAGAAGCAAAGCACAAACACAACUGUGUUUAAAACGCUGUGUCUCAUUAUCUGACAGCGCAGACACGUGCAAGAGAAAGUCCUGGGUCAGAGCGAGUUGUCCUCCCUUCCACCUGGAGGUGGGGUCCUGGUUUGUCCUUGGAUGGCUGCAUUCUUGUGCUGAGCCACUGGUUGGGACACUGCCCCCUGCAGGUGUGGGGGAAGGCUCUGAGCACGACAAGGAAUCAUCUGGGUUCAUAGGGAGUUUAUAAUGUCAUUCAGAUGAUAAACUAUACAUACAUGCCUUAAACGUUGCAAAAUGAGACGAGGGUUAAGUAAUUCAAGAGGAUCGUGGAGAAACAAGGCAUUACAGUUCCCGAGAGGGACGUACGAUUGGCAGUCCCCCAGCCCAGCUUAGCGAUGCCACCAGAGCCAUUCUCGCCCGGGGCCACUUUAAAAACAAGUUCCUCGCAGCCCACGGCACAUGCUCUUUAUGAUUUUAGAAAACUCAGAAGCGGUUUUUGUUUUCGUUCUGUUUUGUUCUGUUUUCUAAGAAAUUUGCUAGCUGUAGCCUUACUUCUUGUGGUUCAGUACACAAAACCCUUCAUUAAAAAAAAAAUUUUUUUUUUACCUGUUUCAUCAAUAAGAUAAACAAGUUGGGCAAGUUGCUAUCAGAUCCUUGUGGCUUCUAGAAACCUGGGAUGUAUAACUCUCCCAUCAUCCUAAAUGUAAUUACACAUGAUAUGUAAUUAUAUGUAAAUUGAAUUUUUGAGACAGAUGUAUUUUAAAGCCUCAAUUAUAUUUAAUAAGUAGAACUUGUGGUAUAAGAGCAGCAUAUUGCAUAUCCUUUUUUAUGCAAAUACUGCCCUGGUGGGCAGAUACCAUUCCUCUAGAUGUGUUUCUUCUUUAUAUUUUUUGAGGGUUUUCUUUUCUACUUUGGGGGAAGUGGGGUUCACCUAGCUAAUUAGGUAGGACUUCGGUCAAACCCUCUCUAAAGACGAGAAUUUGGAAUGCAUGUUUAUAGGUGUUUCCUUUCUAUACUUGCUGCCAUUUUCAUAAGCAAAUACAAGCUUCCCUGGGCAAGCAGUUAUUCUUCUGGGGAUGAUUAACAAGAAUGCCACUGUAGUAUAGUAUCCGGGUCUUUACGAAAUAAACCUGAAACUGAUCUGACCCAUGCUUAAGUCUAGCUCCCAAAGGUAUCAAACUAUUUACAACCAUUUCUUCCUUCUUAAGAUUUUUUUCCAGUACUUUCUCUUUUUGCUUGUACUAUAUCUGGCAAGUGAAUUGAACUGCUAAUAAAGCAAGAUCAAAAUCACUUAUUAUGCCUUAGAACAAUGGUUUGAAAACCGUGGUCCCAGGACCAGCAGCAUCAGCAGCAUCUGGGAACUUGCUAGAAAUGUCUCACCCUAUUAGAAACUCUGUGUGGUGCCCAGCAAUCUGAGUUUUAACAAGUCCACCAGGGAAUUCUGUUGCACAGUCCAAUUUGAGAAUCGUUGCCUCAGAACCUGCAAAUGUAACUGGCCAAUAGAAUCCUGGAUGGGGAGUCACGAAAUAUUGGUGUCAACAUGGAAAAAGAAGGCAGCUGAGCCACACAGACCCAGUCUGGCUCACGCAUUUACCAGUCUCAUAAUUCCCGCCUCUCACCCUGACAAGCAAUAAGGGCAGGGGCAGAAAAAACAAGCCAUUUCAACAGUGUUAUGCUACCUGGCAGCAAGAAACUAGAGGAAUGGUAGUUUUUACACACACACCCCCACCUGCUGAUGCACUCCAUAGCCCAUUGGCCCUAUAGAAUUCUCUCUAUAUUCUCUUUAUAUUCUAUCUAUAUUCUCCUUCUCUCUCUCUGUGUGUGUGUGUGUGUGUGUGUGUAUAUACACACACAUAUAUCCAUCCAUCCAUCCAUCCAUCCAUCCAUCCAUCCAUCCAUCCAUCUAUACCUUAGGGUUUUCAACCUCUAAGAUUGGCAUCACACCAUGAAUACUCAGAACCAGCUAACCCAAAGCAGAGCAGAUGAAAUUUUAGUUCUUCCGUUCUUCGAAGAGAAUUGAAAGAGACAGUAAGACAAACAACACAUUCCUCUCUCUUAUCAGUAAAGCCGGUUUCUCCCCUUCAAUGCCACCCACCCUGUGUGAGCGUUGGACUUUCUUGCAAAAAUUGUCAGUGUCCAAAAGACUGUAAAAGGUUCACCCCUGCAGCUACGAAUGCAACUACAAGUAUUACAUCUCUCCCUUUGAUUUGGAAGUAGAAACAUGGCUCUGCUAUAGUAACCAUAAACCGCCCACACACAACACAGUGUUUCAAUAAACACUAAGUGAGGCAAGAUGCCCCAUUUCAAUGUAAUGGGUUCCUUAAUGAAGCCCAUCACUAAACAAAGACACUGAGGAAAAUUUGGUACAAAACAAAUAACUUUGCUUUGCCCAAAACAAACUGUCUUAGAAGUGGAUGUCUUUGGAAACUCUUUGAAUGGUUAGGAACUAGACCAAUGAAAUGAACUUUAACGGUAAACCUUAAAUGUUUUUCUGGUGUUGAAGUUGGCAAACAGCAUUGCUUAUUAAGAAAAUCACACUGAACAACUUAAUGUUCUUCCUGAAUUGCUUUCUAGUAGAGUUUUAUUGUUUUAGAAAUGAAAUGAUGCUCACUUUUUCCAGAAAGGGGGGGUCUUUCAGGAUUUUUAAUUACUGAGUACAUAUGGGUUACUUUAACCUGAAACUGGGCAUAUUUUAGAGAUGUCAUAAUUAUUUUGAAAGGACAUGAUGGAAAUUUUGUCUUUCAUUCUUUCAGUCAUUCA
Messenger RNA from Ailuropoda melanoleuca (giant panda), 13501 nucleotides. RefSeq names its product dynamin 3 (gene DNM3). Lineage: Eukaryota; Metazoa; Chordata; Mammalia; Carnivora; Ursidae. Gene Ontology annotation, molecular function: GTPase activity; microtubule binding; GTP binding. Gene Ontology annotation, cellular component: synapse; plasma membrane; cytoplasm. The record is from RefSeq and is a predicted model, not a curated record. The coding region runs from base 1 to 2595 and encodes 864 amino acids. Gene Ontology annotation, biological process: receptor internalization; synaptic vesicle budding from presynaptic endocytic zone membrane. The transcript is spliced from 22 exons.